Molecule: messenger RNA, 15732 nt
Organism: Phacochoerus africanus (Common warthog)
Lineage: Eukaryota; Metazoa; Chordata; Mammalia; Artiodactyla; Suidae
Gene: MUC6
Product: mucin 6, oligomeric mucus/gel-forming
Exons: 54
Coding region: 1-15645 (5214 amino acids)
Cellular component (GO): extracellular matrix
Molecular function (GO): protein binding
Source: RefSeq, a predicted model, not a curated record
AUGCGGACUGCCCGCACUGACCCCCAGGAAGAGCCCUGGCCAGUCCAGCCGGGGGUGCAGCCGGCCGGGCGUCCCACGGUGGAAGGGGCUGGGUCCAGCAGCGACCUCUCUUCUCCUGGCACCAUGCUCGGGCCCUGGCUGCUGCUGCUCCUCUCCUGUGGGGAUGCCCUGCUCGGCGCCGAGUGGGCAGGACUCAAGGGCAACGGCCCUGCCAGGUUCUCCUCCACUGGCACACCACCCGGCCCCUCUGGGCUCAGGGCUCCCACCUCCCACAAGUACCGCCGUGAGGCCGUGAGGCUGCAGGAGGCCACGGAAGCCCUCGGAGCUGGCAGCCUGGAGCCCUUCACACGACCUGCUGGGCCCCAGCUCACCCGCGGGCCACUCGUGGCCCUUCUGUGCCUGGACUUGGCCUUCCUGAGCAGGGCCUGGGGGCAGGGCUCAUCCCCACUGUGUCCCCAGCCUGCAGGUCUGGAUGACAGCCCCUCAGCGCCCCCAGGCCUCCAGAGGCUGACAGACUCCCCGCAGACAGCUCCGGACAGGGGCUGGUGCUCCACUUGGGGGGCCGGCCACUUUUCCACCUUCGACGGCCACGUGUAUGACUUCUCGGGGACCUGCAACUACAUCUUCGCGGCCACCUGCGAGGACGCCUCGUCCACCUUCAGUGUCCAGCUCCGGCGAGGGCCCAGCGGGAACAUCUCCCGGGUCAUCGUGGAGCUGGGGGCCUCUGUGGUCACCGUCCAGCAGGGGGUCAUCUCUGUCAAGGACGAGGGGGUCGUCAGCCUGCCCUACACGAGCCACGGGCUACAGAUGACGCCCUUCGGCCAGAGCGUGCGUCUGGUGGCCAAGCGGCUGGAGCUGGAGCUGGUGGUCGUGUGGGGCCCGGGCGCCUACCUCAUGGUCCUAGUGGAGAAGAAAAACGUGGGCAGGAUGUGUGGGCUGUGUGGCAACUUCAACGGCCAGCGGACGGACGAGUUUCUGAGCGAGGAUGGCAAACUCCUGGACCCCCACAAGUACGCCGCCCUCCAGAAGCUGGACGACCCCAAUGAGAUCUGCUCCCACGAGGCCAUCCCCAGCCCCCGGGGCCUGCAGGCAGGGCACGCCCAGACCUGCUCCCGGCUGCUGACCCUGGUGUCCCCCACGUGCAACGUGUCCAAGGAGCCGUUCCUGCUGAGCUGCCAGGCGGACAUGGCCGCGUGCGCCCAGCCAGGCUGGCACAACUGCAGCUGCGCCACGCUGUCCGAGUACUCCCGCCAGUGCAGCAUGGCCGGCCAGCCCGUCAGGCCCUGGCGGGGCCCCGGCCUCUGCUCUGUGGGUGAGUGCCCAGCCAACCAGGUGUACCGUGAGUGCGGGGAGCCCUGCGUGCGGACCUGCUCCAACCCACAGCCCAGCUGCUCCGGCUUCUGCACCUUCGGCUGCUUCUGCCCAGAAGGGACGGUUCUGGAUGACAGCUCCAAAAACCACAGCUGCGUGCCUGUGCCCCAGUGCCCCUGCAUGCUGGGCGGGGAGGUCUACGCCCCCGGGGAGGCCGCCACAGCCGCCUGCCAGACCUGCCGCUGCUCCGGGGGCCGCUGGGAGUGCGUGGAGCAGCCCUGCCCCCACCGCUGCGCCCUGGAGGGCGGCUCCUUCGUCACCACGUUCGAUGCCAGGCCCUACCGCUUCCACGGCACCUGUACCUACACCCUCCUCCAGAGCCCCCAGCUCCCCGACGGGGGCUCGCUCCUGGCCGUGUACGACAAGUCUGGGUACUCGCACUCGGAGACCUCCCUGGUCGCCGUCAUCUACAUGUCCAGCCAGGACAAAAUCGUCAUUUCUCGGGAUGAGGUCAUCACCAACAACGGGGACACCAAGAGGCUGCCCUACCACACCCGCAACAUCACGGUGUUCAGGCAGACGUCCACCCUCAUCCAGAUGGUCACCACCUUUGGGCUGGAGCUGGAGGUCCAGCUAAGUUCGGUGUUCCAGGUGUAUGUCACUGUCGGGCCCCAAUUCAGAGGCCAGACCAGAGGGCUCUGCGGCACCUUCAACGGGGACACGACAGACGACUUCACGACCAGCAUGGGCAUCGCCGAGGGCACCGCCUCCCUCUUUGUGGACUCUUGGCGGGCGGGGAACUGCCCGGCGGCGCUCGAGCGUGAGACCGACCCCUGCUCCAUGAGCCACCUCAACAAGGUGUGCGCGGAGACCCACUGCGGGGUGCUGGUGAAGACGGGCACGGUGUUUGAGCAGUGCCACGCCACCGUGGACCCCAAGCCCUUCUACAAGAGGUGCGUGUACCAGGCCUGCAACUACGAGGAGACCUUCCCGCACAUCUGCGCCGCCCUGGGCAGCUAUGCCCUCGCCUGUGCCUCGCGGGGCGUCCUGCUCCAGGGCUGGAGGAGCAGCGUGGACAACUGCACCAUCUCCUGCACGGGCAACCAGACUUUCAGCUACAACAGCCAGGCCUGUGACCGCACGUGCCUGUCACUGUCCGACCGCAAGGUCGAGUGCCACCCCAGCGCCGUGCCGGUGGACGGCUGCAACUGCCCUGAGGGCACCUACCUGAACCACAAGGCCGAGUGUGUGCGCAAGGCCCAGUGCCCCUGCCUCCUGGACGACAACAAGUUCCUCCCGGCCGGCCAGUCCACCGCGGUCAACGGCGUCAUCUGCCACUGCAUCAACGGGCGACUGAGCUGCCCGGCACGGCCCCUGAUGCUCUUGGCGACCUGCUCGGCCCCCAAGACCUUCCAGUCCUGCAGCCAGAACUCCGAGGACAAGUUUGGGGCGGCCUGCGCCCCCACCUGUCAGAUGCUGGCCACCGGCACCCCCUGCGUGCCAACCAAGUGCGAGCCUGGCUGCGCCUGUCCCAGAGGGCUGUAUGAGAACGCCAGCGGGCAGUGCGUGCCCCCCGAGGAGUGCCCGUGCGAGUAUGGGGGCGUGUCCUACCCCCGGGGCGCCGAGCUCCACGCCGACUGUAAGAGCUGCGUCUGCUCGAGGGGGACGUGGACCUGCCAGCAGAGCACCCGCUGCCCUUCCACCUGCACGCUCUACGGGGAGGGUCACGUGGUCACCUUCGACGGGCAGCGCUUCGUGUUUGACGGCAGCUGCGAGUACAUCCUCGUCACCGACGGCUGCGGCGCCAGCGACGCUCAGCCCACCUUCAAGAUCCUGACGGAGAAUGUCGUGUGUGGGAACUCGGGCGUCACCUGCUCCCGGGCCAUCAAGAUCCUCUCGGGGGGCCUGUCCAUCGUGCUGGCGGAUGGGAACUACACGGUCAGCGGGGAGGACCCCGGCGUGCGCUUCCGGGUCAAGGCCGGCUCCCUGCACCUGGAGCUGGACGCCGCCGUCGGCAGCGCCUACAACCUGAGCCUCAUCUGGAACAAGCACAUGACCGUCUUCAUCAAGGUGGCAGGUGCCUCCCAGGACACCCUCUGCGGCUUGUGCGGCAACUACAACGGGAACAUGAAGGACGACUUCCAGACGCGCAGCAGAUACGUGGCGUCGAGCGAGCUGGAGUUCGUGAACUCGUGGAAGGAGAGCCCGCUGUGCGGCGACACCACCUUCACGCUGGACCCCUGCAGCCUCAACACCUUCCGCCAGUCCUGGGCCGAGCGCAAAUGCAGCAUCAUCAACAGCCAGACCUUCGCUGCCUGCCACAGCCAGGUGUACCACCUGCCCUACUACGAAGCUUGCGUGCGCGACACGUGCGGGUGCGACACCGGCGGAGACUGCGAGUGCCUGUGCGACGCUGUGGCCGCCUACGCCAAAGCCUGCGUGGACAAGGGCGUGUGCAUAGACUGGAGGUCCCCGGACUUCUGCCCCAUCUACUGCGACUUCUACAACACCCACGCGCAGGUGGGCGGCGGCGAGUACCAGUACACCCAGGAGGGCAACUGCACAUGGCACUACCAGCCAUGCCUCUGCCCCUCGUGGCCGCAGAGCCUCCCGGGCACCAACAUCGAAGGCUGCUACAACUGCUCCCGGGACGAGUACUUCGACCCCGACAAAGGAACAUGUGUGCCAUGCGCACCGCCGCCCACCACGCCGCAGCCCACGACAGUGGGCAGCCCCCGAAAGCUGGGCAGCAGCCGGGCCCCAGAGAUGGCCUGGGCUGGGCCAUCUCUGCCCGGUGGGGGCACAGGGCUGACCAGGAAGUCGGCCGAGAGGGGACACCCCCUCCUCCACAAAGCCAGGAACAGCCCCGACCACCGGGACAGGACCAACGAUCUCCACUGGAGAGUCAUCAGCAACCACCUCUGCUGUUACCACACGGGCCACACCGACGCGGACUCCCACGGCUACAGCGAGAUCAACAGCCACAGGACCCACGGUGACCCGGGCCACAACGCAGCCCACAGCACCCCCCUCAGCGCCCCAACAGAGUCCCACCCUCCCUCCUCCACCGAGAAGCCCACUGGCACCGCCACGCCAUCCACUCCUGUGCCCGUCACCGGCACGGUGCCCACCCCCACUGCCCCGCCACUGACGACCACCCUCAGCCUGACCACCAACACCCAGAGCCCGGCCAGCACAACCCCAACCCCCACGGCCACCGUGCCACCCUCCGCUUCACCUGACCACACCGUGCCCACGUCCACACCACGCACCACCAGCUCCCCCCAGCCCACCACCGCCAGCACUCCAACACCCCUCACGCACACGGCCACGGCCACCGUCACGGGCACGCACACCCCUUCCACCACGCCCUCCACCCCCACUCUUCCUGCCUCCACCACCUCCCGCGUCACGGCUCCACCCACCGGAACCCCCGUCAGGACCACCACCACCUACCCAACACCAACGAACCCCGAAACACUUCCCAUUACCGAAUCCACACCCGCCACCUCCUCCGUCACGCCAACCUCCCGCACAGUCAGCGCCCCAACAGAGUCCCACCCUCCCUCCUCCACCGAGAAGCCCACUGGCACCGCCACGCCAUCCACUCAUGUGCCCACCCCCACUGCCCCACAACUGACGACCACCCUCAGCCUGACCACCAACACCCAGAGCCCGGCCAGCACAACCCCAACCCCCACGGCCACCGUGCCACCCCCCGCUCCACCUGACCACACCGUGCCCACGUCCACACCACGCACCACCAGCUCCCCCCAGCCCACCACCGCCAGCACUCCGACACCCCUCACGCACACGGCCACCGCCACCGUCACGGGCACGCACACCCCUUCCACCACGCCCUCCACCCCCACUCUUCCUGCCUCCACCACCUCCCGCGUCCCGGCUCCACCCACCGGAACCCCCGUCAGGACCACCACCACCUACCCAACCCCACCACACUCCCAGACCCCUCCCACUCCCCAGUCCACACCCGCCACCUCCUCCGUCACGCCAACCUCCCGCACAGUCAGCGCCCCAACAGAGUCCCACCCUCCCUCCUCCACCGAGAAGCCCACUGGCACUGCCACGCCAUCCACUCCUGUGCCCGUCACCGGCACGGUGCCCACCCCCACUGCCCCGCCACUGACGACCACCCUCAGCCUGACCACCAACACCCAGAGCCCGGCCAGCACAACCCCAACCCCCACGGCCACCGUGCCACCCCCCGCUCCACCUGACCACACCGUGCCCACGUCCACACCACGCACCACCAGCUCCCCCCAGCCCACCACCGCCAGCACUCCGACACCCCUCACGCACACGGCCACGGCCACCGUCACGGGCACGCACACCCCUUCCACCACGCCCUCCACCCCCACUCUUCCUGCCUCCACCACCUCCCGCGUCCCGGCUCCACCCACCGGAACCCCCCCAGCGCCCCCAACAGAGUCCCACCCUCCCUCCUCCACCGAGAAGCCCACUGGCACCGCCACGCCAUCCACUCCUGUGCCCACCCCCACUGCCCCGCCACUGACGACCACCCUCAGCCUGACCACCAACACCCAGAGCCCGGCCAGCACAACCCCAACCCCCACGGCCACCGUGCCACCCUCCGCUUCACCUGACCACACCGUGCCCACGUCCACACCACGCACCACCAGCUCCCCCCAGCCCACCACCGCCAGCACUCCGACACCCCUCACGCACACGGCCACGGCCACCGUCACGGGCACGCACACCCCUUCCACCACGCCCUCCACCCCCACUCUUCCUGCCUCCACCACCUCCCGCGUCCCGGCUCCACCCACCGGAACCCCCGUCAGGACCACCACCACCUACCCAACCCCACCACACUCCCAGACCCCUCCCACUCCCCAGUCCACACCCGCCACCUCCUCCGUCACGCCAACCUCCCGCACAGUCAGCGCCCCAACAGAGUCCCACCCUCCCUCCUCCACCGAGAAGCCCACUGGCACCGCCACGCCAUCCACUCCUGUGCCCGUCACCGGCACGGUGCCCACCCCCACUGCCCCGCCACUGACGACCACCCUCAGCCUGACCACCAACACCCAGAGCCCGGCCAGCACAACCCCAACCCCCACGGCCACCGUGCCACCCUCCGCUCCACCUGACCACACCGUGCCCACGUCCACACCACGCACCACCAGCUCCCCCCAGCCCACCACCGCCAGCACUCCGACACCCCUCACGCACACGGCCACGGCCACCGUCACGGGCACGCACACCCCUUCCACCACGACGCCUCCACCCCCACUCUUCCUGCCUCCACCACCUCCCGCUCAGCGCCCCAACAGAGUCCCACCCUCCCUCCUCCACCGAGAAGCCCACUGGCACCGCCACGCCAUCCACUCCUGUGCCCGUCACCGCACGGUGCCCACCCCCACUGCCCCGCCACUGACGACCACCCUCAGCCUGACCACCAACACCCAGAGCCCGGCCAGCACAACCCCAACCCCCACGGCCACCGUGCCACCCUCCGCUUCACCUGACCACACCGUGCCCACGUCCACACCACGCACCACCAGCUCCCCCCAGCCCACCACCGCCAGCACUCCGACACCCCUCACGCACACGGCCACGCCACCGUCACGGGCACGCACACCCCUUCCACCACGCCCUCCACCCCCACUCUUCCUGCCUCCACCACCUCCCGCGUCCCGGCUCCACCCACCGGAACCCCGUCAGGACCACCACCACCUACCCAACCCCACCACACUCCCAGAGACCCCUCCCACUCCCCAGUCCACACCCGCCACCUCCUCCGUCACGCCAACCUCCCGCACAGUCAGCGCCCCAACAGAGUCCCCACCCUCCCUCCUCCACCGAGAAGCCCACUGGCACCGCCACGCCAUCCACUCCUGUGCCCGUCACCGGCACGUCAGCGCCCCCAACAGAGUCCCACCCUCCCCCCUCCACGAGAAGCCCACUGGCACCGCCACGCCAUCCACUCCUGUGCCCGUCACCGGCACGGUGCCCACCCCCACUGCCCCGCCACUGACGACCACCCUCAGCCUGACCACCAACACCCAGAGCCCGGCCAGCACAACCCCAACCCCCACGGCCACCGUGCCACCCUCCGCUCCCCUGACCACACCGUGCCCACGUCCACACCACGCACCACCAGCUCCCCCAGCCCACCACCGCCAGCACUCGACACCCCUCACGCACACGGCCACCGCCACCGUCACGGGCACGCACACCCUUCCACCACGCCCUCCACCCCCAUCUUCCUGCCUCCACCACCUCCCGCGUCCCGGCUCCACCCACGGAACCCCCGUCAGGACCACCACACCUACCCAACCCCACCACACUCCAGAACCCUCCCACUCCCCAGUCCACACCCGCCACCUCCUCCGUCACGCCAACCUCCCGCACAGUCAGCGCCCCCCCAACAGAGUCCCACCCUCCCUCCUCACCGAGAAGCCACAUGGCACCGCCACGCCAUCCACUCCGUGCCCGUCACCGGCACGGUGCCCACCCCCAUGCCCCGCCACUGACGACCAACCUCAGCCUGACCACCAACACCAGAGCCCGGCCAGCACAACCCCAACCCCCACGGCCACCGUGCCACCCUCCGCUCCACCUGACCACACCGUGCCCACGUCCACACCACGCACCACCAGCUCCCCCAGCCCACCACCGCCCAGCACUCCGACACCCCUCACGCACACGGCCACCGCCACCGUCACGGGCACGCACACCCCUUCACCACAGCCCUCCACCCCCACUCUUCCUGCCUCCACCACCUCCCGCGUCCCGGCUCCACCCACCGGAACCCCCGUCAGGACCACCACCACCUACCAACCCCACCACACUCCCAGACCCCUCCCACUCCCCAGUCCACACCCGCCACCUCCUCCGUCACGCCAACCUCCCGCACAGUCAGCGCCCCAACAGAGUCCACACCUCCCUCCUCCACCGAGAAGCCCACUGGCACCGCCACGCCAUCCACUCCUGUGCCCGUCACGGCACGGUGCCCACCCCCACGCCCCGCCACUGACGACCACCCUCAGCCUGACCACCAACACCCAGAGCCCGGCCAGCACAACCCCAACCCACGGCCACCGCCACCUCGCUUCCACUGACCACACCGUGCCCACGUCCACACCACGCACCACCAGCUCCCCCCAGCCCACCACCGCCAGCACUCGACACCCCUCACGCACACGGCCACGGCCACCGUCAGGGCACUCAGCGCCCCAACAGAGUCCCACCCUCCCUCCUCACCGAGAAGCCCACUGGCACCGCCACGCCAUCCACCCUGUGCCCGUCACCGGCACGGUGCCCACCCCCACUGCCCCGCCACUGACGACCACCCUCAGCCUGAACACCAACCCAGAGCCCGGCCAGCACAACCCCAACCCCCACGGCCACCGUGCCACCCUCCGCUCUCCACCUGACCACACCGUGCCCACGUCCACCACCGCACCACCAGCUCCCCCAGGCCACCACCGCCAGCACUCCGACACACCCUCACGCACACGGCCACCGCCACCUCCACACCCGCCACCUCCUCCGUCACGCCAACCUCCCGCACAGUCAGCGCCCCCAACAGAGUCCCACCCUCCCUCCUCCAACGAGAAGCCCACUGGCACGCCACGCCAUCCACUCCUGUGCCCGUCACCGGCACGGUGCCCACCCCCACUGCCCGCCACUGACGACCACCUCAGCCUGACCACCAACACCCAGAGCCCGGCCAGCACAACCCCAACCCCCACGGCCACCGUGCCACCCUCCGCUUCACCUGACCACACCCACUCCGACACCCCUACGCACACGGCCACCGCCACCGUCACGGGCACAGCACACCCUUCCACCACGCCCUCCACCCCCACUCUUCCUGCCUCCAACACCUCCCGCGCCGGCUCCACCCACCGGAACCCCCGUCAGGACCACCACCACCUACCCAACCCCACCACACUCCCAGACCCCUCCCACUCCCCAGUCCACACCCGCCACUCCUCCGUCACGCCAACCUCCCGCACAGUCAGCGCCCCAACAGAGUCCCACCCUCCUCCUCCACCGAGAAGCCCACUGGCACCGCCACGCCAUCCACUCCGUGCCCGUCACCGGCACGAGCCCGGCCAGCACAACCCCAACCCCACGGCACCGUGCCACCCUCCGCUCCACCUGACACACACCGUGCCCACGCCACACCCACGCACCACCAGCUCCCCCCAGCCCACCACCGCCAAGCACUCCGACACCCCUCACGCACACGGCCACCGCCACCGUCACGGGCACGCACACCCCUUCCACCACGCCCUCCACCCCCACUCUUCCUGCCUCACCACCUCCGCGUCCGGCUCCACCCACCGGAACCCCGUCAGGACCACCACCACCUACCCACACCCCACCACACUCCCAGACCCCUCCCACUCCCCAGUCCACACCCGCCACCUCCUCCGUCACGCCAACCUCCGCACAGUCAGCGCCCCAACAGAGUCCCACCCUCCCUCCUCCACCGAGAAGCCCACUGGCACCGCCACGCCAUCCACUUGUGCCCGUCACCGGCACGCCCACCACCGCCAGCACUCGACACCCCUCACGCACACGGCCACGGCCACCGUCACGGGCACGCACACCCCCUCCACCACGCCCUCCACCCCCACUCUUCCUGCCUCCACCACCUCCCGCGUCCCGGCUCCACCACCGGAAACCCCCCCACACCCGCCACCUCCUCCGUCACGCCAACCUCCGCACAGUCAGCGCCCCCAACAGAGUCCCACCCUCCCUCCUCCACCGAGAAGCCCACUGGCACGCCACGCCAUCCACUCCUGUGCCCGUCACCGGCACGGUGCCCACCCCCACUGCCCCGCCAUGACGACCACCCUCAGCCUGACCACCAACACCCAGAGCCCGGCACAGCACAACCCCAACCCCCACGGCCACCCACUCCGACACCCCUCACGCACACGGCCACCGCCACCGUCACGGGCACGCACACCCCUUCCACCACGCCCUCCACCCCCCACUCUUCCUGCCUCCACCACCUCCCGCGUCCCGGCUCCACCCACCGGAACCCCCGUCAGGACCACCACCACCUACCCAACCCCACCACACUCCCAGACCCCUCCCACUCCCCAGUCCACACCCGCCACCUCCUCCGUCACGCCAACCUCCCGCACAGUCAGCGCCCCAACAGAGUCCCACCCUCCCUCCUCCACCGAGAAGCCCACUGGCACCGCCACGCCAUCCACUCCUGUGCCCGUCACCGGCACGGUGCCCACCCCCACUGCCCCGCCACUGACGACCACCCUCAGCCUGACCACCAACACCCAGAGCCCGGCCAGCACAACCCCAACCCCCACGGCCACCGUGCCACCCUCCGCUCCACCUGACCACACCGUGCCCACGUCCACACCACGCACCACCAGCUCCCCCCAGCCCACCACCGCCAGCACUCUGACACCCCUCACGCACACGGCCACGGCCACCGUCACGGGCACGCACACCCCCUCCACCACGCCCUCCACCCCCACUCUUCCUGCCUCCACCACCUCCCGCGUCCCGGCUCCACCCACCGGAACCCCCUCCACACCCGCCACCUCCUCCGUCACGCCAACCUCCCGCACAGUCAGCGCCCCAACAGAGUCCCACCCUCCCUCCUCCACCGAGAAGCCCACUGGCACCGCCACGCCAUCCACUCCUGUGCCCGUCACCGGCACGGUGCCCACCCCCACUGCCCCGCCACUGACGACCACCCUCAGCCUGACCACCAACACCCAGAGCCCGGCCAGCACAACCCCAACCCCCACGGCCACCGUGCCACCCUCCGCUUCACCUGACCACACCGUGCCCACGUCCACACCUCGCACCACCAGCUCCCCCCAGCCCACCACCGCCAGCACUCCGACACCCCUCACGCACACGGCCACGGCCACCGUCACGGGCACGCACACCCCCUCCACCACGCCCUCCACCCCCACUCUUCCUGCCUCCACCACCUCCCGCGUCCCGGCUCCACCCACCGGAACCCCCCCCACUGGCACCGCCACGCCAUCCACUCCUGUGCCCGUCACCGGCACGGUGCCCACCCCCACUGCCCCGCCACUGACGACCACCCUCAGCCUGACCACCAACACCCAGAGCCCGGCCAGCACAACCCCAACCCCCACGGCCACCGUGCCACCCUCCGCUUCACCUGACCACACCGUGCCCACGUCCACACCACGCACCACCAGCUCCCCCCAGCCCACCACCGCCAGCACUCCGACACCCCUCACGCACACGGCCACCGCCACCGUCACGGGCACGCACACCCCUUCCACCACGCCCUCCACCCCCACUCUUCCUGCCUCCACCACCUCCCGCGUCCCGGCUCCACCCACCGGAACCCCCGUCAGGACCACCACCACCUACCCAACCCCACCACACUCCCAGACCCCUCCCACUCCCCAGUCCACACCCGCCACCUCCUCCGUCACGCCAACCUCCCGCACAGUCAGCGCCCCAACAGAGUCCCACCCUCCCUCCUCCACCGAGAAGCCCACUGGCACCGCCACGCCAUCCACUCCUGUGCCCGUCACCGGCACGGUGCCCACCCCCACUGCCCCGCCACUGACGACCACCCUCAGCCUGACCACCAACACCCAGAGCCCGGCCAGCACAACCCCAACCCCCACGGCCACCGUGCCACCCUCCGCUCCACCUGACCACACCGUGCCCACGUCCACACCACGCACCACCAGCUCCCCCCAGCCCACCACCGCCAGCACUCCGACACCCCUCACGCACACGGCCACCGCCACCGUCACGGGCACGCACACCCCUUCCACCACGCCCUCCACCCCCACUCUUCCUGCCUCCACCACCCUCCCGCGUCCCGGCUCCACCCACCGGAACCCCCUCAGCGCCCCCAACAGAGUCCCACCCUCCCUCCUCCACCGAGAAGCCCACUGGCACUGCCACGCCAUCCACUCCUGUGCCCGUCACCGGCACGGUGCCCACCCCCACUGCCCCGCCACUGACGACCACCCUCAGCCUGACCACCAACACCCAGAGCCCGGCCAGCACAACCCCAACCCCCCACGGCCACCGUGCCACCCUCCGCUCCACCUGACCACACCCACUCCGACACCCCUCACGCACACGGCCACCGCCACCGUCACGGGCACGCACACCCCUUCCACCACGCCCUCCACCCCCACUCUUCCUGCCUCCACCACCUCCCGCGUCCCGGCUCCACCCACCGGAACCCCCGUCAGGACCACCACCACCUACCCAACCCCACCACACUCCCAGACCCCUCCCACUCCCCAGUCCACACCCGCCACCUCCUCCGUCACGCCAACCUCCCGCACAGUCAGCGCCCCAACAGAGUCCCACCCUCCCUCCUCCACCGAGAAGCCCACUGGCACCGCCACGCCAUCCACUCCUGUGCCCGUCACCGGCACGGUGCCCACCCCCACUGCCCCGCCACUGACGACCACCCUCAGCCUGACCACCAACACCCAGAGCCCGGCCAGCACAACCCCAACCCCCACGGCCACCGUGCCACCCUCCGCUCCACCUGACCACACCGUGCCCACGUCCACACCACGCACCACCAGCUCCCCCCAGCCCACCACCGCCAGCACUCCGACACCCCUCACGCACACGGCCACGGCCACCGUCACGGGCACGCACACCCCCUUCCACCACGCCCUCCACCCCCACUCUUCCUGCCUCCACCACCUCCCGCGUCCCGGCUCCACCCACCGGAACCCCCUCAGCGCCCCAACAGAGUCCCACCCUCCCUCCUCCACCGAGAAGCCCACUGGCACCGCCACGCCAUCCACUCCUGUGCCCGUCACCGGCACGAGCCCGGCCAGCACAACCCCAACCCCCACGGCCACCGUGCCACCCUCCGCUCCACCUGACCACACCGUGCCCACGUCCACACCACGCACCACCAGCUCCCCCCAGCCCACCACCGCCAGCACUCCGACACCCCUCACGCACACGGCCACCGCCACCGUCACGGGCACGCACACCCCUUCCACCACGCCCUCCACCCCCACUCUUCCUGCCUCCACCACCUCCCGCGUCACGGCUCCACCCACCGGAACCCCCCUCAGCGCCCCAACAGAGUCCCACCCUCCCUCCUCCACCGAGAAGCCCACUGGCACCGCCACGCCAUCCACUCCUGUGCCCGUCACCGGCACGGUGCCCACCCCCACUGCCCCGCCACUGACGACCACCCUCAGCCUGACCACCAACACCCAGAGCCCGGCCAGCACAACCCCAACCCCCACGGCCACCGUGCCACCCUCCGCUCCACCUGACCACACCGUGCCCACGUCCACACCACGCACCACCAGCUCCCCCCAGCCCACCACCGCCAGCACUCCGACACCCCUCACGCACACGGCCACCGCCACCGUCACGGGCACGCACACCCCUUCCACCACGCCCUCCACCCCCACUCUUCCUGCCUCCACCACCUCCCGCGUCCCGGCUCCACCCACCGGAACCCCCGUCAGGACCACCACCACCUACCCAACCCCACCACACUCCAGACCCCUCCCACUCCCCAGUCCACACCCGCCACCUCCUCCGUCACGCCAACCUCCCGCACAGUCAGCGCCCCCAACAGAGUCCCACCCUCCCUCCUCCACCGAGAAGCCCACUGGCACCGCCACGCCAUCCACUCCUGUGCCCGUCACCGGCACGGUGCCCACCCCCACUGCCCCGCCACUGACGACCACCCUCAGCCUGACCACCAACACCCAGAGCCCGGCCAGCACAACCCCAACCCCCACGGCCACCGUGCCACCCUCCGCUCCACCUGACCACACCGUGCCCACGUCCACACCACGCACCACCAGCUCCCCCCAGCCCACCACCGCCAGCACUCCGACACCCCUCAUGCACACGGCCACCGCCACCGUCACGGGCACGCACACCCCUUCCACCACGCCCUCCACCCCCACUCUUCCUGCCUCCACCACCUCCCGCGUCACGGCUCCACCCACCGGAACCCCCGUCAGGACCACCACCACCUACCCAACCCCAACCAACCCCGAGACACUUCCGAUUAUCGAAUCCACACCCGCCACCUCCUCCGUCACGCCAACCUCCCGCACAGUCAGCGCCCCAACAGAGUCCCACCCUCCCUCCUCCACCGAGAAGCCCACUGGCACCGCCACGCCAUCCACUCCUGUGCCCGUCACCGGCACGGUGCCCACCCCCACUGCCCCGCCACCGACAAGCACCCUAACCCUGACCACGCACCCCCACAUCCCUUUCAGUACCUCCUCCAUCUCCACCUCCCUCGGGAGCCUGUCUCCAUCAUCUCCCCAAAGCUCUACCUUCAGCCCUCUGUUCUCCUCUCCCACCUCCCGCUUUCCCAGCCAAAUCCCUUUCAGCACUUCUGUCCCUGGGUCCCGGCCUCCACCUCCCUCUUCCUCCUCGUCCUCCUCCUCCACACGCCCCCCACUGCACACCACGUCCCCGUCUUCUUCUCUCUCGUCCUCCCACACCCCUCCUUCAUUCGCAUCUUCGUCCUCAUCUUCCUCUUCUCUUUCCACUUCCGCUCUGCACAGCCCUUCCCUGUCCACCCCCGUGACCACAUCCCACACAGUCUCUCUGUCCACCACCCCCUCUGCCCCAGCCGCCUCCACGCCCACCUCCUCCUCCCUGUCGCCUCCGUCCCACCCCACGCUCCCCACCUCCACUCUGCCCAUCACGAGUCCUCUGUCCAUCUCUUCCACCCUGUCCCCUGUCCCCGCUUCCAGCACCGUAGCCCUGUCCACACCCAGGACCACAGCCAGCAGCCCCGCUUCCCCCACUGUGUCCUCGCGGUCCACCACCUCUCAGUCCACCUCCCUCACCACCCGCGCCCCCGACCUCAGCCUCCUGUCCUCCACCUUGCGGGUGACAACCACCCCGAUUUCUCCGGCCACCAACUUCACCACCAGACAGCCCAGCACCACCAGGCGGCUGACCACUGCUUCUCUGAGCAGCUCCGUCACUGUGCAGCCAAGCUCCCCACUCUCCUCCACGGGCCUCUCCACGUCCUCGCUCAGCACCUCUCUCCCCAGCUCCCCAGGGUCUUGCAGCGUGAAGGAGUUCGAGGAGGAGGUCACCUACCAGGGGUGCACAGCCAACGUGACAAUGACCCGCUGCGAGGGCGUCUGCGCCUCCUCAGCCAGCUUCAACACGGACACCCUGCAAGUGGACACCCGCUGUGGCUGCUGCUACCCCGUCAGCUCCCAUGAGCAGCAGCUCGUGCUGCCCUGCGCCGACCCUGGGGCGCAGGGCCAGCCGUUGACGCUCACGCUGCAGGUGUUCCUCCGCUGCGAGUGCCGCCCCCAGCACUGCUCGGGCUAGAGGCCGCCCGCCGCCCGGCCUCGCCCUCGCCCUCGCCCCCGCCCUCGGAGGAGGCUCAGAGGGCCAGCCCUACAGCUCCCGCCCAGG